Messenger RNA from Cavia porcellus (domestic guinea pig), 5863 nucleotides. Its product is annotated as putative olfactory receptor 2W6. The transcript has 3 exons. Gene Ontology annotation, molecular function: olfactory receptor activity; G protein-coupled receptor activity. The record is from RefSeq and is a predicted model, not a curated record. Lineage: Eukaryota; Metazoa; Chordata; Mammalia; Rodentia; Caviidae. Gene Ontology annotation, biological process: detection of chemical stimulus involved in sensory perception of smell; G protein-coupled receptor signaling pathway. Bases 614 to 1573 code for a protein of 319 amino acids. Gene Ontology annotation, cellular component: plasma membrane.
CCAGACGGGAUCACAGAGUGUGAUUCUAAGAUCAUCUUUUUUCACUCAGCCUUGUCCUUUAACAUCCAUUCAACUGUUUCAUGCAUCAGUUGUUCUUUGAUGUUACUGAGUAUUGUGACACAGUUUUUGUUCCUUUCUCAGUCAGUAUUUGUUGUUGCUUGGGGUUCUUUUAGUCAUUCACCUACUGAACAGCAUUUAGGCUGCUUCUGCAUUUGAAUAUUACAGAUAAAGCUACUGCAAAUAAUGUCUAGAUUUGAGGGGUUUUUUCUUUUUGCUUGUUUGUUUACUUGUUUGGUUUGCUGUUUUGAGACAGGAUCUUGCUACUCAGUUCAGGCAGGCCUGGAACUCACUAUACAGCCCUGGAUGGCCUUGAACUUGGUUUGAUCAUCAUGCAUCAGCCCCUUGAGUGCUGGGAUUACAGGUGAAUGCCAUCAAGCAGCAUCGGAUUUUGUGUGAGCUCCCAGGGACUACACAGAGGCUGAUGAGCACAGAAUGAAAGAGUCGCAGUAGAUGGGGUCACCCUGCACUUCCUCUCGAGGACAGAAGACAUCUAGCCCAUCUGCCAGGGUUCUGGCCCCUGUGUGCCCAGUAUGAACACGUGCUGACGGGCACCAUGUGGUCACAGCCGAUGGAGAAGUGCAACGCAAGCGCUUUUGAAGGCUUCAUCCUGGUGGGCUUCUCGGACCGUCCCCGCCUGGAGCUGGUCCUCUUCGUGGUGGUCCUCACCUUCUAUCUGUUCACUCUGCUGGGCAAUGCGGCCAUCGUCUGGCUUGCGGCCCUGGCGCCCCGGCUGCACAGCCCCAUGUACUUCUUCCUGGCCAACCUCUCCUUCCUGGACGUGUGUUUCACCACGGGCUCCGUCCCUCAGAUGCUCUACAACCUGCGGGGCCCGGACAAGACCAUCAGCUACGUGGGCUGCGCCGUCCAGCUCUACUUUGUCUUGGCCCUGGGAGGCGUGGAGUGUGUCCUCCUGGCCGUCAUGGCCUAUGACCGCUACGCCGCGGUCUGCAGACCCCUGCACUACACGGCCAUCAUGCACCCGCGGCUCUGUGGGCAGCUCGCCUUCGUGGCGUGGCUGAGUGGCUUUGGCAAUUCUCUCAUAAUGGCACCCCAGACCCUGAUGCUGCCCCGCUGUGGGCACAGGAGGGUGGAACACUUUCUCUGCGAGAUGCCAGCACUCAUUGGCAUGGCCUGUGUGGACACCAUGGCCCUGGAGGCCCUGGCUUUCGCCCUGGCGAUCUUUAUCAUCCUGGCACCGCUCGCCCUCAUCCUCAUCUCUUAUGGCUACAUCGCCAGAGCGGUGUUUCGAAUCAAGUCAGCCGCGGGGCGGAAGAAGGCCUUCAGCACCUGCAGCUCCCACCUGAUCGUGGUCUCGCUCUUCUACGGCACCAUCAUCUACAUGUACCUGCAGCCCGCAAACGCCUACUCCCAGGACCAGGGCAAGUUCCUCACGCUUUUCUACACCAUCGUCACCCCCAGCGUGAACCCCCUCAUCUACACGCUGAGAAAUAAAGACAUGAAAGAGGCCUUUAAGAAAGUGUUAGGGAAGGGAAAGCAGGAUAGUAAAGACUGACUAGCAACUUUAUAUAGUUGUUCGACUUGGUAGCAAAUAAAGGAAUAUUCUGGCAUUACAGACUGAAGACACACUUUUAAAUGAUUGGAAAUUGGUAAUUCAGCUACAAGGAGAAGAUGAGAAUGAUUGGAAAUCCGGUGGCUUAGCUACGAGAAAAGGAAACAUUCUGCCUAAGCCUUCAGUUAUGGUGUCUCUUCAAGUUCCUCUAAAUCAAGCAUUCCCACCAAGAGGGCACUGAUCAGGAUAGCACAAUGAACAGCCAGCCCAUGCUUGCAAAAUGCCAGCCAUGAAUGUGCUCAGCAAGUACCUUUGUUCCUAUGCCACUUUCUAGCCAGUGAUUUACACUUAAUAGGUCCUCAACAGAUAUAAAAAGUAAGAUCUUAGAAGCAUUUUUCUAGAAAAGUCAAAUGUGCCAAAUGCGUGAAAGACAAUCAAUGUAAAUUGUUCAGUUAUUGAGCUUUAGCACCUCCAGUGUCAUGGACUUGUGGAUCCUGCAUAUUUUACUUACAGAACUGAAUUUAGUGACAGGUACAUUUGACUGUCUGAGGCAUCAGAGAAUGAGGAAGAUAGGAAGCAAGAUGUGUGGUAUUUGCUUUACACAAAAGGAAGAACUUCUUGUCAACAAUAAUGACAAGCGAUGGCUGAGGGGUCUUCUUAGACUGUUUGAAGUUGACUUGAUCUCUACUUUUCCCGUGUUAGCAGGAUAAGCUGCACAGAGGAAUAAAGCAAUACGAUGAACUGUUGGGAUCCUCGUGAUUGAUUAUUCCCUCCAUGCUGGUAACUCCUUCACUUUUGCACUAGUGACAGGCCUACAUCCCGUCUGAUGAUGGAGAUUGAUUGGGUGGCUGGUGCAAAUGAAUAAGUGCUCUUCUCAAAGGUAACUGUGUUCCUCACACCUGACAUCAUCUGGGCGAAGCCCAUGUCAGAGCUUAUGGAAACCUGUAUCAUGUUAAAGUGUCUGCAAGUAAAUAAGGGCCACAGUAUCUGAGCACAUCAUCAGUGCUGCAGUAAGAGCUACAUUAAGGGUGGGGUUAGUCUCAUGGAACCAGAAAAACCUUGAGAAGGUUACUUAAUGCAGAGGUCCCUGGGGGUGGGGUACAGCUCAGCGGCACAGCACCUGCCUGGCAAGCACAGGACCCUGAGUUCGAUUCCUGGUAUUAAGAUAAAAUAUAGAGGUCCUAGAAAUAGACCAUAUGACUAAUAAAUUUUCCUCAAAGCAUGUAAUUAUCAGUCAUGAUGUGCAUAUUUUCUUAUUUUGUAGUAUUAACUCUUCUAUUUUCUCUAGACAGAUGAGAUUAGAUUAGAGUAUGAGGACUAGUUAGUGUUUAUGAGAAUGGGUAACUGAUUUAGUUUUGAUUAUGGAGGGUACCCUGCUAUUCCCAUAGAAAGGCAAAAAUGUUAGGAUAUGUUUGUUUCCUCCUAUUUUAUUACCCUAAGUAAAACAUGAGAUUAGCCAUGUGACAUUUGCAGGGAGGGGUACCAGGGAUCAAACUCACAAUCUCACACUUGGCAGGCAGACACAGUGCCACUGAGCUAUAUCCCCAGCCCUUCAUGGUGACAUUUAAGGGAUCCUUAAAUAAGGAUCUGGCAUUUCCCAUCUCUUCAACCAAAACACAACUUAAUAGUAUGAGUUCUCCUGGCAUAAAAAGGAACUAUGCAUCUCUAAAUCCUUCAGAAUCUUUCUCUCGAGGAAUUUCAUCACAUUCCUGUAUUGUUCAGAUGCGCAUUGCUUUCAAGUUAACAUUUUAUAGUAGGAGCAGGAAAUCAAGAGACAGGAUAUAACUUCUAUUGAUAUGUUAAUCUUGGAAAACUUAUGGAAUUCCUGAUCAACUUUUUGAAAUUUGACAUAUGCUCCACAAAGUUUUUGUUUUGUUACUGUUGGUCCCGCCCCCAAAAAAAUAUGCCUUUAGUUUGGACUUUACAGUUGCAGGGUAAGUUCUUGAGAGCAGAUUUGGAGACAGAGAUUGGGAUGCAGGAGUUUAUUACGGGGCUCUGUUAGUUACUUUUCUCAUUGCUGAGGCAAAAUACUUGACACCCAGAGUUAAAGGAGGAAAUAUUUAUUGUAGCUCGCAGUUUGCAGCUUCAGUGCAUAAGUGACUGGCUUCAAGGCCAGGCGGCAUGGCAGAGAGCAUCACAAAAGAGAAACAGGUCAUGAUGGGCAGAAGGCAGCAAGGCAGUAAACAAUGAAACAGCAAAGCAGAAGCCUGUGUCUCCCUUUGCUCCCUUCAGGCUGCCCGCCCCUUGGUGGUGCCACUCACACCCAAGGUGGGUCUUACCGUUAUCCACAUCCAGAACUAUGCCAAAGCAAUCAGUGGGCUAAUUCAGUAAUCAUACACCUUUAACCCCACCAUCACACACUUAUUCCCAGCAUCACAUACCCUAGAUCUGGCCACCUUGGAAAACUCCCAACUAUGACUGCAUGAGGCUCUGGGGAGACAUCUAGACACAAGCCAUAACAGAGGUGAUCCUUAUAAAACACUUGGGGAAACAAGACUGGGCAGAGGUAGAGGUUGAUCUUUAAUGCAUUUCCAAAGAAGAUCCCAGAAGAUCCCAGAGGAAACUGUGAAGCUGACAUGCCUCUUUAAAAUUGUCUGUCCUUGAACUCAAGGGACAGGCUUUUAUUCAAUCAUUCUGUUUGGUUAUUAUCUGUCCCUGCCUUGGAAAAAGGAAUCUCUUCAGGAAAGUUGGUCCCCUCCAGCUGAGACAAUCCUUAAAGAAAGUUGACAGGAGAUAAAUAUGUUAUUUUUUUCCUAGUAAGCUCAGGUGGCACGUCACAGCACCUAACAAAGUCCACUUUUGAUCCACCUGGAGGCAUUUCUUCAUCUUUGUUCUUGGAAUGGCCCUUCUAGGACACAAUGAGACUUAGCUCUCUGGGGGAAAUUUAGACUAAGAAGGUUAAUGAAAUGAGCAACAGCUUUCAUGUUUUAGAAACUCACACUGAUAGGCAUCAUGCCUUUGCCUAUUAUCCAUUCCAGAUUUUCUUUACCUUCAAUGAUGGUAGGAACCUAAACAGAUUGUCUGACUCAGACCCUGAUUCCUGGUAGAACUCCCCUCUGGUCAUCAGAUCUGACUUAAUUCACUUGUCCAUUUAAAAUUGGUAAGGACUUGCCAACAGUUGCCAAAGUAGAUCAUCUAGGUGCCAAAAAUCUUAUUUCCAGUCCCUGUUAUACAGCAUCUGUAUCCCCCUGGAUGACAGAGUACAUCACCCCUGCCAAGGCGGUGACUCCACUUUCUGCCCACCAGUAUCCUGGCUCAAAAAGCUUUAUACAUUAGACUCCCGCUGUAUUCCUUGCUGAAAGUUUAGUUCCUUUGAAAACCAUACCCAUAGCCCAUAAAACCCCAAAUUAUGGGAAUAAGAAACCAAACUUCAUAGAGCGUAUCACUGAGAAUGAUGAGGAGGACAGCUAUUCCUGCUUUGCUCCGUGCAUUCUAUACAUGGGAGACAAAACAUACAGAAAGCAUCUACUGCUCCUUGGAGCACUGCUCCCAUCUUAGAAAAGUGUUACCUCCAAAGUGGUCCUUUAAUAUAUUAUAGUAACCCACUUUGACUUUCCAUUAUCUUGAUUUGAAGCCCUGUAUUACUCUCACCAUCUUGUUGACUGAUGUCCCCCUAUUCUGUUUUGAUGGAUAGUACCAGGUUCGAAAGUUUAGGCAACAGCUGUGAAGAUAGUGAGAUUCAUUAUGACGCCCAUUCUCGAUGACUUUUAUCUACUUUUGAAGACCUACAAUGUCUCCAAUGUUUUGGUUUUGUCGGUUUUGUUCUUUACUGUUUUGUUCAAUUUUAUUAUAACUGAUGAUAUAGGCAAUUCUAUUAGAAAUAGCGGGAGGCAUUAUGGUAACCAUUGUUGAUCACCUUGUAUUAUGUUUUUACAUUAUCUAUUAUGUCCACCGUUUUGAUUUGACCGACUCUGUUCUGUUAUGUCACAUUUGGUUUUACUCUCUUCCAAAAAAGUAAUAAGAACUGUGGGAGCAAUAAAACCCAAAGUGUGUAAUAGUCAUUGUACAAAAGAGAGGAAAAGAAAGUGCUCUAAAUGAUAUAACUGCAUGUAUAUUUAAGUGUAUAAGAUAGAAAAUGAUAUCACUGAGUUUUAUUGGAUCAUUGAACAGAACUGUUUGCAGUAUCAUUGUUGGAAUGUCCACUUUACAAGCUUUAAUUUUGUGACUUGAACAAUUAUUUCUAAGAUGACAAUAUGUAAUCCAUUAACUAGUGAUUUCCUACUGUUUAUUUUUUUCUGUAAAUCUGUAUAACUUGUACCCUUUCUCUGCUUUUUUUUCUCCUUAAAUAAAAUU